GUGAGCCCUUAUUUGACGAGGGUCGUUUGGAUCUUGCCUCAUACGUGAUAGAGAAAGGAAGUGAGACAUGCACAUCAAGUGACUUAAUUCCAAUCCUGAAGACUCUUUAUCUCCAUCAUCUUCUUUCAGCUCCCUGAUGGAGGACUAGCCUGCGAUCAGCUUCUAUUGUCUCUCUAUCAUCACAUGUGGCGGAUCGAACCUUUUGACGACCCCAAACCGGCGGCGGACGUCGUUACCUGCAAUAGUUUCUCCACCAACAUUUUACCCGGGUGCACUCCCAUAUGUGCAAGCUGGAAGAGAAAAAGUUGGCCUUGAAGUUAUGUGCAACACCGAGCUGGAAUAUGACUACAAGUUGAGCAUCUUUUGAGGAUUUUCUUGCAAGACGGACAAAUAAGCAGAUAACUGUAUCAAGACUGUAGGGCUUAAGUGUAAACGAAGGAUUUGAAAGAUGAUGCUCAGUCCGGACCAGGCCGAGGCGGACCUCUCGUGGACUCAAUCCGACCCGGAGACGCUGUUGAGCGGCCUAAAAUCAGCGGGAUGCUCGUCCGAGGAGCCUGCGGAGGGCGACGAGCGGGCCAACAAGUGCCGGGCGGAUCAACCUCUGAGCCGCGAGGAGAAGCGACGGCGGCGGCGGGCCACCGCCAAGUACCGUUCGGCCCACGCAACUAGGGAGCGAAUCCGGGUGGAGGCGUUCAACGUGGCUUUCGCCGAGCUCCGCAAACUGCUGCCUACUUUGCCACCAGACAAGAAACUGUCCAAAAUUGAAAUCCUCAGACUGGCUAUCUGCUACAUCUCCUAUCUCAACCACGUCCUGGACGUUUAAAAAAUGUACACGCAUACAUUUGGCCUUUGAGAUUUUUUGACCAGUGUUUUCCCCCCAGUUUUCAAAUCUUCCCCUUUCGCGUAGUGUUAAACGGGUGGAAAAUGAUUUGAAAACAUUUCUGCCCCCUCUAUACAGAACGCAACAGGCUCGGGCUCGUUUUGGCAGAUUGGAUGCAAUUGCUGCGUCAUUAUUCCAGAUCACUAGCGGCGGGAGGCCGGCACGUGGCCCAGGGGCAUUCACGGGCCACACUGUGACACGAUGGAUGCAAAGCAAGUGCACGUACAGUCCCGAUUCGGGAAUAAGUCCCCUAUGAAUUGAAAAGUCCCAAAUUCAUUAUAGAUGUGGAACUGGAAAGUCAGAUUAUCAAUUGUAGUUGGGGAAGAAUGAGAAAAAGUGCCACUUUUGACGUAUAAAACGGCGACCUUAAAAUGUUACUAUUUCUGGUGAGUGCAAAAUUAUUUAUUUGAUUGUGUUGCUAUUUAAGACUAAACUUAUUUAUGUUUACCUCGGGCGCGCGUGUGUGUAUUUAUUUGUGCUUCGCUAUUUUAGACUGUGCGUGGAGUUGGAAAGUGGUGGUCCUCUUUAAAAUUGCACUUUCUGUUUUUGUUUUUUUUUAUUAUUAUUAUUAUUUAUUUAUUUCACGUGAGUCUUAUGUAUGUUUUUUUCUUACUCCUAUUAUCAUCAUCAUUUGAUGUCUAUUGUCUAUCAAUAGCAACGAUAAGCACUUCAAGAUGGAGCCCAACAGCUCUAUAAAAUAUUUAUUUCCUUAUAGUUAAGAGGUUAGAAAUGGACCGCUUCUAUUAUUCAUUUUCAAAACGAUUAUGGCAAACGGUUUCCACCACGGAGGGAUUGACACGAUUCAACCUCUUUUUUGCUGUGACCAAAAAACUAAUGAUUCACUAGAAGUACUCUGAAUUUAUUAUGUUGAAUCUUUUAAUGUUAUUGGGAGGGUAUUUCUUUAUUUGUCUCUGCUUUGUAUUUGGAAAUUAAUUAUGUGUUUUUUCUAGUGAAGAGAAAAAAAAACAUAUCCUCUAUCCAAAGAUUUUUUUGUCUCUUCAGGGUUGUGUAGACUACUUGUUGCUUAUAUGCACAUCUUUUGUAGUAGAGCUAUUGUGUGACUGAUGGUUUCUAAAGGACACACUUUUCAUAUUUUCAAUUAAA
Messenger RNA from Corythoichthys intestinalis (scribbled pipefish), 1984 nucleotides. RefSeq names its product nescient helix loop helix 2 (gene nhlh2). Gene Ontology annotation, biological process: regulation of transcription by RNA polymerase II. The record is from RefSeq and is a predicted model, not a curated record. Gene Ontology annotation, molecular function: DNA-binding transcription factor activity, RNA polymerase II-specific; protein dimerization activity; RNA polymerase II cis-regulatory region sequence-specific DNA binding. Bases 449 to 823 code for a protein of 124 amino acids. The transcript is spliced from 2 exons. Lineage: Eukaryota; Metazoa; Chordata; Actinopteri; Syngnathiformes; Syngnathidae.